AUGGAACAUCAAUCUGCUGCAAAGAAAGGAAAGACGAUAGCCUCGUAUUUUAAGAAAAGAGAUCGUCAAACUAGUGAAAACACUUCAAUUCCCACUGUCCCUAUAAUGCAACAUCAAUCUUGUGAAAGUCUUCCAAUUCUUAGUGUCCAAAUUCCUUCAAUUUCCUCUUCUAGCGACAAUCAUCAGUUAUCCUCUAGUUGUAUUGAACGAGAUCCAGGAAAAAGAAAACAGAUAUGUGAAUAUCAUAUUAAUGUACGAGAUGAGAUAAGACGCUCAUAUCUAAAGAUGGGGCCUUAUCAACCAGAUAUGUUGGAGUAUUCGGCUACAAAAUUUGGAAGUCAAAAUCGUCGAUUUCAAAAAAAAUGGUUCCAGAAAUUUCAUUGGUUGGAAUAUUCACCUUCAACAAAUAAGGCAUAUUGCUUUUAUUGUUUUCUUUUCCUGAAUGAUGUUAAUUCGUCAAAUAUCUCGGCAUUGGUCAAUGAAGGAUUUGAUAAUUGGAAAAGGGUAAAUCAAGGAAAAACAUGUGCAUUUCUUGCCCAUAUUGGUUCUGCAGCUUCUUCGCCUCAUACUAUGUGCGAGAGAAAGACUGAAAAUUUGAUGAGACCCUCACGACAUAUUGAUAAUGUCAUGCAUGCCCAAUCUAAAGAGGAAAAAGAAAAAAAUCGUUUGCGUUUGAGGACCUCAAUUGUCACUGUUCGCUGGCUAGCACUUCAAGGGUGUGCCUUUAGAGGUAAUGAUGAAUCUCUAUCUUCAUCUAAUCGUGGGAAUUUUCUUGAAUUAGUAAAGGCUUUUGCAAAAAUGAGUACAGAAAUUGAUAAAGUUGUACUUGAGAAUGCUCCAAAAAAUGCUCAAUAUAUCGCUCCAGAAAUUCAGAAAGAGAUUUUACAUAUUAUGGCUAAUAGAGUAUGA
Zingiber officinale is the source of this 909-nucleotide messenger RNA. Its product is annotated as zinc finger MYM-type protein 1-like. Bases 1 to 909 code for a protein of 302 amino acids. NCBI's taxonomy places the organism in Eukaryota, Viridiplantae, Streptophyta, Magnoliopsida, Zingiberales, Zingiberaceae. The transcript has a single exon. The record is from RefSeq and is a predicted model, not a curated record.